Dendroctonus ponderosae (mountain pine beetle) is the source of this 2283-nucleotide messenger RNA. Its product is annotated as zinc finger protein 474. The coding region runs from base 233 to 2224 and encodes 663 amino acids. NCBI's taxonomy places the organism in Eukaryota, Metazoa, Arthropoda, Insecta, Coleoptera, Curculionidae. The transcript is spliced from 10 exons. The record is from RefSeq and is a predicted model, not a curated record.
CCAAUAUCGUGGAAACAAGCCGGAUUUGUUUUUAGUCCGCGAAUGGCUUUCCUGCUGUUACCAAGGGUGAAUAAUGAACUUAUACGACCACAUUAAGGGUGAAACUUUCGUUACCACUUGUAGCAAGUAGUGACGCUUAAGCAAGCAAUAGGAAAACACGCGCGCGUCUUCGUCAUUUAUAUUCGCGUUUCAAGUGUCUCGUUCAAUAAAAUUGUUCUUGGACUUGAAGAAAAUGCCGAAAAAUUCGGGUCUUAAGCUUUUCACUAAAACAUGGCCUUUAAAAAGGGAGAAGAAACAUAGGGAUGAAGAGCGUAAGAGGCCGUUGACCGCGACUUUGGAAAAGCCGACAAUUUUGGAUAUCCGAUAUAUAAGCAAAAUUGACAUGAGCAUUGUUCGAAAGGAGUUCCUGAAUAUCACAAAUUUAUGCAGAUUACCUUUAGCAAUGAAGCAAAAAAUAAAUGCGGGCAGACCAUUAAGUCUUCUAAGCGCGGGAACCUGCAAGAAAUUCAAAAAGGAAAAGAAAAAAGCUGAUCCGAGUGAUGAUAGUUACGAAGAUGAUGAGAGCAGUGUGAUUCAAAGCGCAAAACCGAGCACUCGACUAAAUGCAGCAAUGAGAUCAACCAGGGCUGGAACCAACAAUCAUUCUGUGAUUUGCCGUCUCAAGCAAAACAACAUUUUAGCAUUAAAGAAUAGCGUUAAUGAUGCCAAUAAUAAUAAAACCUUAAAGGUACCAUCACGAAAGCCGAAUCUGACAACAAUACGAAUUCCGAAUACUCGAUUAUCGUCCCCUGACCAAGAAAAAUCGACCAAACUGCCGUCUCCAUGCAAAACUUGCGGUAGACCGGACCAGCCAGAAAGGUUUCAUAGUCAUCCUGCUACACCUAUGAAAUCGAGUCCCAGAAAUGGAAGAGGUACUGAACAUUCGAAACCGGUAAAAAUUCCUGUGAAAAGCAUCGUACAAAAGCCCAUAGCCAUCAAAUACAAAUCAAAAACUGGCAAUGUCAUCGCUGAUAACCGAAAAGCUACAUCACCAGUGAAAACAUCAGCACAUUUAUCCCACGUGCCUCCAAACCCUGCAGCUCAAGUCUCCAAGUUACCUUCUCCAGCCAAUAGAGCUGCGGUGGUUUCAAAAUUAAUAGCACUGUCCCCCAACUCUGACAAAACUGCUGAAAUGCAAAGGAAGAGCGUUACUCCUUCGAGAGGAGGGUCGGGAAAGAGGACCUUGACGUGCUACAUAUGCGGAAGAGAGUUUGGGACUGCUUCUCUAGCAUUGCAUGAGCCUAAAUGCCUACAGAAAUGGGAAAGGGAAAAUGCAAAUCUGCCAGCACAUUUGCGUCGAAAGCCUCCGGUUAAACCUCAAGGCGAUGUUUCUCAGAAGGAAUGGAAUCAGUUAGCUUGGGAAUCUUCACAGGCAACAUUGAUACCAUGUAAGAACUGCGAUAGAACAUUUUACCCUGAUAGACUCGAAGUUCACCUACGAAGCUGCAGAGUCCAACUCAACAACAGUAAAUCAUAUUCAAGUGACACUCUGCAUACAUCUUCAUCGCCAAAGUCCCAAAGCUCAAAGUCGCAGUCAGCUACAACCUCGAGUAAAAGUAAUCAGCAACCGCAGAGUAUUCAGUGCUACAUUUGUGGCAAAAUGUUUGGCACACAUUCAAUAAAAAUCCAUGAGAAGCAGUGCCUAAAGAAAUGGCAUAUCGAAAAUGAGAGUUUACCUCACGACAUGAGAAGUCCUGCACCGUUAAGAACAGCUAAAAACCAACAUCGGCCACCUAACCGAGAACCAUUACGGUCUCCCGUUGAAGAAACGCCUCAAAGUUCAUCAUCUCCGGCCCCCAAAAGCAGCAAAGAUGACCGACCAACUUCAGGAGUAAGAUCACCAUUGUUUCCAUGUUAUCUGUGUGGAAAGCUAUUCACCGUGAAUUCGAUCUAUAUCCACGAGCCGCAAUGUCUGAAAAUGUGGAAAGUCGAAAAUGAUAAAUUGCCCCUCAACAAGCGGCGACCUGUACCUUUGAAGCCUGAUAUUAAAUUUACCGAAUCCGGAGGAGUGGAUUUUAGAGGAACUUUCGACCGAAUAUGGGAAAACCACCUCACAGAACUUGUAAAGUGCAUGAAGUGUGGAAGAACAUUUUUUCCUGCUCGUAUAGAAACUCAUAAGGAGAAAUGCAUUGGUUUAAAGGUUGAAAUCAAGAGCAAAUCAAUUGAAAACAAAAAUCUCCAUUAAGUGAUUAUUAGUUAAAUCAUAUUAAUUUUUAUUGAAAAUAAAUUAUGUAACCAGACUAA